AUAUCUCUUCCUAUUUCCUUACACAGUUAUGCUGUUAUUGCCUAUGGCUGUGCCAGCUGCCCAAAGCUGACCUGUGAGAGGGAAGGCUGCCAGACUGAAUUCUGCUACCACUGCAAGCAAAUAUGGCAUCCAAAUCAGACAUGCGAUAUGGCCCGUCAACAGAGGGCACAGACAUUGCGAGUUCGGACCAAGCACACUUCAGGUCUUAGUUAUGGGCAAGAAUCUGGACCAGCAGAUGACAUAAAGCCAUGCCCACGAUGCAGUGCUUACAUUAUCAAGAUGAAUGAUGGAAGCUGUAAUCAUAUGACCUGUGCAGUGUGUGGCUGUGAAUUCUGUUGGCUUUGUAUGAAAGAGAUUUCGGACUUGCAUUACCUCAGCCCCUCUGGCUGCACAUUCUGGGGCAAGAAGCCAUGGAGCCGUAAGAAGAAAAUUCUUUGGCAGCUGGGCACGUUGAUUGGUGCUCCAGUGGGGAUUUCCCUCAUUGCCGGCAUUGCCAUUCCUGCCAUGGUCAUUGGCAUUCCUGUUUAUGUUGGCAGGAAGAUUCAUAGCAGAUAUGAAGGUAGGAAAACCUCCAAGCACAAGAGGAAUUUGGCUAUCACGGGAGGAGUGACUUUGUCAGUCAUUGCAUCCCCAGUUAUUGCUGCAGUUAGUGUUGGUAUUGGUGUCCCUAUUAUGCUGGCUUACGUCUAUGGGGUUGUGCCCAUUUCUCUCUGUCGUGGAGGUGGCUGUGGAGUUAGCACAGCCAAUGGAAAGGGAGUGAAAAUAGAGUUUGAUGAAGAUGAUGGUCCAAUCACAGUGGCAGAUGCCUGGCGAGCCCUCAAGAAUCCCAGCAUUGGGGAAAGUAGCAUUGAAGGUCUAACUAGUGUACUGAGCACCAGUGGAAGCCCUACAGAUGGACUCAGUGUUGUGCAGGGUCCAUACAGCGAAACAGCCAGCUUUGCAGCCCUCUCAGGAGGCACACUGAGUGGUGGCAUUCUUUCCAGUGGCAAGGGAAAAUACAGCAGGUUAGAAGUCCAAGCCGAUGUCCAAAAGGAAAUUUUCCCCAAAGACACAGCCAGUCUUGGUGCAAUUAGUGACAACGCAAGCACUCGUGCUAUGGCCGGUUCCAUAAUCAGUUCCUACAACCCACAGGACAGGUGUAGCAUGACCCUUGCAUGACUCAGCAAAGUGGAUUUUGUUUCCACAGAGAAUGCAACAACAUGGAAAUCCAAGUGGACAUUGAAGCCAAACCAAGCCACUAUCAGCUGGUGAGUGGAAGCAGCACGGAGGACUCACUCCAUGUUCACGCUCAAAUGGCGGAAAAUGAAGAAGAAGGUGGUGGCAGUGGUGGUGGUGGUGGGAGCAAUGAAGAGGAUCCCCCCUGCAAACACCAAAGCUGUGAACAGAGGGACUGUCUGGCCAGCAAACCUUGGGACAUCAGCCUGGCCCAGCCGGAAAGCAUCCGCAGUGACCUGGAGAGCUCUGAUACACAGUCAGACGAUGUGCCAGACAUCACCUCAGAUGAGUGUGGCUCCCCUCAGUCCCAGGCCGCAGCCUGCCCCUCAACACCCAGAGCCCAAGGUGCACCGAGCCCAAGUGCCCAUAGGAACCUCUCUGCCCCAGCUGAGGGGAAGACUGUCUUGAAGCCAGAAGAUGCAGAAGCCAGAGUAUGAAGUGGAAAGAAUGCUCCUGUUCUGAGAAGCACACUUGUAACUGCAUCUUUUAGAAUCUUUUUUGGGGGGACAGGGAUUUAUGUAUUUCAUUUCAAAGAUUUUCUGGUCAGGUUUUCCCCAGGGAAAUUCUGAGAAAUUUGCAGUUUCUUACGAGAUGAAACAUGGAAACUUUGCCCUUAAUCUUACCCCCAUUUCCUCCCUCACCCCUUUUUAGUUUUAAUUUAUUGGUUAAACUGAGGUGGCAAUCUGUGAGGUGUGUCAAAGACUGUACAGAUGUAUGUGUGUAUAUUGUAUGUAUGCUAACAUAUUAUUGAAGGACACAUUUUAAUAAAGAUUUCUGUCAUAAUUCAAA
This is a messenger RNA of Vicugna pacos (alpaca), 2004 nucleotides long. NCBI's taxonomy places the organism in Eukaryota, Metazoa, Chordata, Mammalia, Artiodactyla, Camelidae. The record is from RefSeq and is a predicted model, not a curated record.